Molecule: messenger RNA, 2025 nt
Organism: Entamoeba dispar SAW760
Lineage: Eukaryota; Evosea; Mastigamoebida; Endamoebidae
Exons: 1
Coding region: 1-2025 (674 amino acids)
Source: RefSeq, a predicted model, not a curated record
AUGAAAGUCGAAAAUAUUCAUUUAAAACAAAUUGUUCAAUAUUUAAAAUCAAUUGAUAUAUUUUCAUUAAUGUGUGUAAAUAAAAGAAUACUUAAUUGUAUUCGUUCAUUAGAUCAUUUACCAUAUUUACCUACAAGAUUUCUUUUUUCUUUAUUAUCAGAUUAUUCUAAAAAUGUCGUUCCAGUAAUUUCUAUGGAUUUUAAGAAUUCUUUCAUCCCACCUAAAAACGUUAAAAUAUUGUUUCGUCAAAAUACAACAACACCACUAGUUCCUCCUUUAAUGCCAAUUCGUCAAUACAUUAUUUCAUUAAACAUUCCAAUUCAUCCAAAAUAUUUAAUUGAUCUAACUACCUUUCCUUUAUUAACUAAACUUACUCUUAAUAUCUUUUCUCAACCCUCUGAACUUCCAUCUUUAAAUUUAAAAUCAUUAUUUAUUCAUUUAAACUCUGAAAACCAAGUCUCUUUUUUAUCACAACUUACCUCUAUUAAUGCUGAAAUAACACAUGUCCAAAUUCACUCACCUACUUCUGAAUCAAUAAAAGAAAUUCAAAAACAUUUACCAAAAGCUGUUAUUGUUACAUCAAAAAUUUCUGAUAUUUCUUUAUUAAAUAAGGUAAAGUGUAUUCAUAAUUAUAUACCAAUGAAUGGCGUUAUGUAUGAAUGUACUUCUGUACCGGCUUCAAUUGCAUUUCUAAAUGGUAAUUUUAUUACAUCUAGAUUAAUAGAAACUGCCUAUGUUUAUGGUAAUUUAUUAUCAAUACCUAUAGCUCCAUUAACAUUUAAAGAAUUAUAUUUAGUAAAUUUAUCACUUCCAAAAAGAGGUUCAAUUUUCCUUAGGGGAGUAGAAAAGUUAGUUAUUGGUUCUUGUAACAACUUAGUUGGUAUUGAAGGUCUCGAAAAAUGUCCUUUGAAACAUUUUGUUUUUUGUAAAAAUAGUUGUUUGGCAUCUUUAAAAAUGCCGACAACAUUAACAUAUCUUGAUGCCUCUGAUUGGAAACCUUUAACCCUUCCAUCAUUACCUCUUUUAAAAACAAUGAAAAUAAAACAAUGUCAAACAUUUAGACAUAUUACACUUCCACCUAAUGUUGAACAUUUAUUUGUUGAGGGUUGUUCUAAACUAAAAAGAAUAACUAAUUUAUGUGAUAUCCAACUCAUUUCAUUAGAAUUGAUUGAAUUACCUGAAUUAACUUUAAGUAUUUUACCAUCUUGUCUAAAAAGUUUAUUCAUUAACAAUAUUCCAAUAUUUGAAUUAGAUUUAAAAACAUUAAAAAAUUUAGAAAUUGUUCGUAUUGGGGCAUGUAGUGAUUUAUCAAAUAUUAUUUUAAAUAAUGAAAUUCAAGAAGUUGAAUUAACUAACUUAAAUAGUUUAACAACAUUUAUAUAUACCUCACAUUCAAUUAAUAAAAUAAAUAUUUUAAUGUGUGAGUCAUUAACUUCUAUUAAUGUAUGGUGUUCUGAAAUUCAUAUUAGUAAUCUUUUACAACUCAAAGAAAUUAAAUUAAAAGAGUGUAAAGGAAUUGAAGUUAUUUCAUGUAAUAUUCUUCCAUCUUUUGAAGAUUAUGUUUAUGAAUUUAUUAUAUUAAAAAAAGUUUCUAUUAAAGACCGUUUACCAAUAUCUAAAAAAAUUAUACUUGAUUCAAUCAACUGUUUAUUUGAUUCAUUUGAUUUUUCAAAACAAUUAUCUGAUAUAAUUAAAGUAAAGAAUAUUAAAAAAUUAAAAUCAAUACAACUACCUAAUAGUCUUAAAAAAUUAACAUUAAUGGGUAUUGGAAUAGAAGAAAUUUCUUUACCUUCUUCUCUUGGUACGUUUCAUUUAUUAAAUUGUGGUAUUAAACUUUUAGACAUUCCAACCAAAUGUACUAAACUUAAAAUUCAAAAAUGUAAAGAAUUAACACGUCUUGAUCUUCCAUCUACUUUGACUUAUCUUAAAAUUAAAAAAUGUCCAACUGGAUUACUCUUAUCAUCUUAUUUACCAAAUCUUCCGUAUGAAUUACUCAAGAAAUAUUGUGUAACUCCUAUUAAUUAA